This is a messenger RNA of Ipomoea nil (Japanese morning glory), 1200 nucleotides long. Its product is annotated as F-box/FBD/LRR-repeat protein At1g13570-like. The transcript has 3 exons. Gene Ontology annotation, molecular function: protein binding. The coding region runs from base 1 to 1200 and encodes 399 amino acids. Lineage: Eukaryota; Viridiplantae; Streptophyta; Magnoliopsida; Solanales; Convolvulaceae. The record is from RefSeq and is a predicted model, not a curated record.
AUGGCACCGGGAAGAGAUAGAAUCAGUCAACUUCCGACGGACAUACUUGACCACAUUUUGGGAUUGCUGCCAAUUAAAAAUGCUGCUAAAACUGCUGUUUUAUCAUCUAUUUGGAGAGGUGCUUGGUCUAGUCUUACACAACUGAACUUUGAUGAUGACUUCUUUUGUCACAUUGAUAGGAAAUAUCACCGUGUUAAAAAAUCUAACAAGGAAUAUGCCCCAAGUUUGUAUGUGAUCAACAAAGUUCUACUGCAGCACAAUGGAACUAUUCGAAAAUUAAUUCUCAACUUUUCUAAUGUUGGGAAACUUACAUAUAGGUAUCGGUCUUUUGACUUUGAUCAAUGGUUACUUUUAGUCACAAAGAAAGGUGUUGAAGAAAUGUACAUUGGGGUCAAUGAAAAGGCAUAUAAGUUGCCAUCCUGCAUAUUUUCUUGUUUAACCCUCAAGAGAUUGCAUAUGUAUGGUGUCAUUAUUGGACCGGUGGAUUUACCUCGCAUAUUACCAAAUGUUGAUUCACUUUGUUUUGAGCACGUUGACUUCGGUCCUAAAAAUCUCCUACGUCGUGCGGUUGAUGUUCCUGUUCUUGAGAAUCUGUCGUUUCUCAGCUGUCAAAACAUAUUUUAUUUUAACCUUACUGCUCCAAAGUUGUGUGGUCUAACAAUCAAAUGUUGCUCCUCUAAUGUGCCUGAUAAAUUUCUCCCAGUUAACUUGGAUUUAAAAUCUUUUUUGACUCUUGAAUUGGAAGGUUCUCUCCAGGAAUUUGGUAAAGAGUUCACUAAGUUGGGAUUCCAACUAAAUGUGGAAUACCUUAAGCUGUCAUGUUUCUCUCACAAAAGUGAUGUUAGAACUUCUGCAUUUGUUAAUUUGUUGCAAUUAUGCCCCAAGCUAUGCAAACUCGAGAUAAAUUUAUCCCAGCUUGAGGUGGUGACCAUGGGUUGUGUUGAUGCAUGGUUGGAAGUUUUGGAAAAACUUCAUUCUGCAGCUCAAAUAAAUAAAAUGCUUCAAACUUUGAAGGUUACCUCAUUUAGUGGGUCAAAAACUCAAAUCCUUUUCAUCCGGAAGCUACUUGCCAGCUUUUCAACACUGAAGAAGGUUAUCAUUGUUCAUAUGCAUUACGGCCUCAAGGAGGAGAAUAGAAUUACGAAGGAGCUUUUGCAUUUUCAUGGUACCUCUAUAAAAGCAGAAAUUAUUUUUGUUUAA